This is a messenger RNA of Rasamsonia emersonii CBS 393.64, 1005 nucleotides long. RefSeq lists its product as uncharacterized. The transcript is spliced from 4 exons. Gene Ontology annotation, biological process: branched-chain amino acid metabolic process. The record is from RefSeq and is a predicted model, not a curated record. Bases 1 to 1005 code for a protein of 334 amino acids. Lineage: Eukaryota; Fungi; Ascomycota; Eurotiomycetes; Eurotiales; Trichocomaceae. Gene Ontology annotation, molecular function: branched-chain-amino-acid:2-oxoglutarate transaminase activity.
AUGGCGGAUUUCCCUCCUGCCCCGGUCGAGUCCAUUGUCAACGGCCAUGUCGAAUGCGAUUACGACGCUGCCACUGGUACCUGGUCGGCCCCGCGGUUUGUCAAAGAUCCGUAUCUGCGAGUACACGGGCUGGCCCCGGGAUUGAACUAUGCAUACCGUGACCCUCAAGGCCAGAUCCUAGUCUUUCGCCCCUCCGAUCACGCCCAACGAUUCCAGGUCUCCUGCGCCGCUAUCGCCAUCCCCGUCGUCCCCGAGGACCUCUUCCUGAAGAGCGUGUACCUGGCUCUGGCGCGCAACGCCGAAUUUGUCCCUCCGCACGACAGCGAGGCUGCCAUGUACGUGCGACCGCUAGCCUUCGGGUCAGAAGGCUUCUUCGCCGUCUCCGCCGGGCCCGGCUACAAGUUCUGCGUCUUCACGCAGCCGUUCACGGCCUACCACGGAGUGAGCCCCGUCAAGGCGCUCGUACUGGACGAGUUCGACCGCGCCGCGCCCCUCGGGACGGGCCACGUCAAGGUCGGCGGCAACUAUGCGCCGGUGCUGAAAUGGAGCGACCAGGCGCAUGCCGAAGGAUUCACGCUCACCCUGCACCUCGACAGCCGCACGCAUUCGGAGAUCGACGAGUUCAGCACCUCCGGCUUCGUCGGCGUCAAGCCUGCCGGGAACGAGAAAUACACCCUCGUCGUGCCGGACAGCAGGUCGGUGCUGCGAAGCGUGACGAGCAUGAGUGUGCUCGACCAGGCGCGAUCGUUUGGGUGGGGAGUGGAAGUCCGACCGAUCCCUUUCGCGGAACUGCGCUACUUCAGCGAAGUGCUCGCCGUCGGGACGGCCGCCAUGGUCGUGCCCGUGCGCUCCAUCACGCGCAGGUCGACGGGCAACGUGUUCGAGUACGGCAGCGAGCCGGGGCCGUGCUGCGCGCGACUGUCCAAGUCGCUCAAGGCGAUCCAGAAGGGCAUCGAGCCGGACCCGUAUGGGUGGGUGCAGCGAGUGCCGCGUCCGGACGAGUAG